AUGUUCUUGAAGCGAGUGUUGGCUCAUGCCACUUCCGUCGCUGUUGGUGUUUAUAUUGGCUCUCAAUAUUAUGGCACUCUUUUUACUCCUCAUCAUCGUCAUCCUCUUCAAGAUCCAUCUACAAUAAAACAAGUUUCUGAUGAGAAAGAUCAUGGAUCGCAGUUAUCUUUGACUGAAACAAUUUAUCAAUAUUUAGAGAAUCAACAUGAUGAUCUUCGUUGGCCAAAAUAUAAUAUUCAUGUGGAAGAGGCUCACAACCAUGAAAAAAACGAGACAUUUGAACUCUUUAAAACAUUUAAUGAGUUUGGCUUACCGACCAAUGUUGGUCAAUUGAAUGUCUUUUCUCGUUUUUUAUCAGUGACUGAUAACAGGUUAAAGAUUCCAAUGUUUGUGUGUUGGUCCAUUCCACAUUUCGAUAAUGAAAAUUAUGUUGAAAAAUCGGAUAGAAAGUUCUCUAAAUUUAUGAAAAGUCCAAUAUUUGAACAAUUAUCAAGUUUUAAUCCUGAUAACACGGAUUACUUUGGAAGCAAGUUUUCUAGGGGUCAUUUAGCAAACUGUGGUGAUUUCACAGGAUUUGACCAAGAGGCAAUGAAUGAAACACAUCUUUUAGCGAACAAUAUUGUUCCUCAAGACUAUGACAACAACGCUAAUUAUUGGCUCAGAAUGGAAAGAUUUACACGAUCAUUGGCUGAUGACUUUGAUGUUGUUCAUGUCAUUGCAGGUCCCGUCUUCAUGCCAAGACUUUAUGACAACAAACAAGAACCGGAUGCAGCAAGGCCCAAAGCAGGACCCAAAGGAGAAGUCAAGUACUGGAUUGUCGGCAACAACCAGGUUGCUGUUCCUACGCACUUGUUUAGAAUAAUUAUUGCUGAGAGAAGUAAAACGGAGAUAGAAGAAGAGGAAUCACAACGAAAAUCACCUCAGUAUUAUGCUCAGGCUUUUAUUGUACCAAAUAGCCAGGUUGAUAAGUUUGAUCAUUUAACCAAAUAUUCAAUAUCUCUGAAAGAACUUGAAUUCCUUACUGGAAUGCGCUUCUUAGACAAGUUGGAGAAGAGUGGCAAAAUGAAUCCUUUGUGCUGCAAUAAUCUUGCUAUUGACGCCAAUAUCAUUCGCCAGGAAGAGAACCCUUUAAAAGAACCAACAAGUUGUGCAUGUAAUUGUGAUCUUCCACCUUGGCAAGAUAUUGAAUUCCAAACACUAUUAUGGAAUAAGAACGUAACAGAGAAGGAAUUAACUGAUAAAUGGGAAUCUUUGUUAAGGGAAACUAAUUGGAAGCCUUCCAAAGAUAUUAUCAGAAGACGCAAUUCCAAGUUAGAGGAGCUCAGAAACAAAUAA
Messenger RNA from Naegleria fowleri, 1335 nucleotides. RefSeq lists its product as uncharacterized. Gene Ontology annotation, biological process: apoptotic DNA fragmentation. Gene Ontology annotation, cellular component: nucleus; mitochondrial inner membrane. Bases 1 to 1335 code for a protein of 444 amino acids. The record is from RefSeq and is a predicted model, not a curated record. NCBI's taxonomy places the organism in Eukaryota, Heterolobosea, Eutetramitea, Acrasida, Naegleriidae. Gene Ontology annotation, molecular function: metal ion binding; nucleic acid binding; RNA endonuclease activity. The transcript is spliced from 4 exons.